AUGAACAAAUCUGCCCGCAAGGCUGUUAACCUGAGCGUGCUUCAGCGGCAUGACCCGCACAUCUCUGACAUUCUCGACAGCUCCAGUUAUGUUGUCGUCUAUAAGUUUGACGAGGACUCACAAGCAUGGACAAAAAAAGGUGUCGAAGGAACAAUGUUUGUCUUCAAGAGGUCUUCACCUCCAACCUAUGGAUUUUUCAUUAUGAAUCGCCUUGGCCUUGAUAAUUUGAUGGCUGAUCUCGUUGGCGACAUGGCUCUGCAACUGACCUCUGAUUAUAUUAUCUACCAUAUUCAUGGCAUUUGGAUCUAUGAACCGGCAGAUCGAGAUAGGAUCGGUGAAAAGCUCUUGGAGUAUGUCGCAAUCUUCACAGGAUUAAUAUCAUGCCAACUCUUGUUGCAAGAGCCUUUAGCAGUUUCAUGA
Molecule: messenger RNA, 420 nt
Organism: Lobosporangium transversale
Lineage: Eukaryota; Fungi; Mortierellomycota; Mortierellomycetes; Mortierellales; Mortierellaceae
Exons: 4
Coding region: 1-420 (139 amino acids)
Biological process (GO): deadenylation-dependent decapping of nuclear-transcribed mRNA; positive regulation of catalytic activity; deadenylation-independent decapping of nuclear-transcribed mRNA
Cellular component (GO): P-body
Molecular function (GO): enzyme activator activity; mRNA binding
Source: RefSeq, a predicted model, not a curated record